Messenger RNA from Austrofundulus limnaeus, 547 nucleotides. Its product is annotated as glycoprotein hormone beta-5. The record is from RefSeq and is a predicted model, not a curated record. Gene Ontology annotation, molecular function: hormone activity. NCBI's taxonomy places the organism in Eukaryota, Metazoa, Chordata, Actinopteri, Cyprinodontiformes, Rivulidae. Gene Ontology annotation, biological process: G protein-coupled receptor signaling pathway; regulation of thyroid hormone receptor signaling pathway. Gene Ontology annotation, cellular component: extracellular region; cytoplasm.
AGAAACCUGUCCUGGAGUCGCCCUUCAUCGAGUCAUACCAGCRGGUUUGUACCUACAACCUGACCCGGCUGGUCUCUGUGAAACUGCCCCACUGCAAACCCAGCGUUGACCCAACCUACACCUACCCUGUGGCCCUGAGGUGCUCCUGUGGGCUCUGCCUGACCAGCACCACUGAGUGCAUAACGUCCGUCUGAACACUUCACUGUGUCUCAGGCUGGAUGUGAACGUUUUGUUCACUGAAGCUGGAUCAGAGCAGAAGUCUGACUUAUUUUAUCUGAUUUUAAACGUCUUCAUUCAACAGCUGAAGUUCUACAGCAAACUGAAAUCUGUUCCAAAGAUAUUUAAAGAAAUAUUCUUUAGGUUUCAUCCUGUCAACAGGGAUUAUAGAUUGUGUUCUUUGUGUUUUCUAAGUGCAGCCUGAUUAAAUGUGGGGUACCUCAGGGCUCCUGCUUCAGUCCUGUUAUAAUCAUCUGUUUCAAUAUUAAAGCUGGGAUCAUUUUAAAUGUUCCUCUAAAAAAACACUUUUAAUUAAAAUUUUAAAAACUAA